Fusarium graminearum PH-1 is the source of this 1365-nucleotide messenger RNA. RefSeq lists its product as uncharacterized. Gene Ontology annotation, molecular function: transmembrane transporter activity. Gene Ontology annotation, biological process: transmembrane transport. The record is from RefSeq and is a predicted model, not a curated record. NCBI's taxonomy places the organism in Eukaryota, Fungi, Ascomycota, Sordariomycetes, Hypocreales, Nectriaceae. Gene Ontology annotation, cellular component: membrane. The coding region runs from base 1 to 1365 and encodes 454 amino acids. The transcript is spliced from 3 exons.
AUGGCACCCCGCGCUGCACAUACACACGGGCACGCGAUUCCUCUUGGGGCAAAGCGACGCUUUCCGAUGUCUGCGACAAGCUCUGUUAUCGAUGUUGACGAGCAGGAGCUACUUUUACAGCCAGAGGAGCGCGAUGAUGAGGACGACACUAAGGCGGCUGAUGAGUACAGCCCAUGGCGUCAUCACUUUCGAUUGCUUCUGCUGGGAUAUCUAUCCUUCAUCUUUUUGAAACUCUCCCCAAAUAUGUUCAAUACGCUCCUCAGCCAGAUUUUGGAGGGUAUUCUAUGUCGGCAAUAUCAUGGAACCUCUGAUCCAACUUCUGACCCGCGCUGCAAGGAUGAGGACGUGCAAGGCGAAUUGUCCAUCAUUCUCAGCAUGAAGGCAACGUUUGAGCUUCUUCCGACUGUUAUUUUCAGUAUACCUUAUGGCCUUGCAGCAGAUGUGUAUGGUCGCAAGCCGGUUCUCAUAAUAGCUACACUGGGAUGCGUCUUGUACGGCUUGGCUGGUCUUGUCAUCUGUAGUGGAGAGUGGCCUGCCAUCUUCAUCUCGCUGGGAUUUCAAGUCCUUGGACUCAUCACCACCUUUUUUAUACCCGAAACUCUGGCUCUCAAGAACGAGCAACCUGAGGCUGGUAAUGUUCGUGGACAGACAACCUUUACUCAUAAAAUUCGCAAUGGUAGUCGAGACUUGCUAGCGAAAUCGUUCAAGUCUUUACGCGACAUUUUCUGGUCCGACUCUACAAUAACACUAUUCAUCUGCAGCUUGCUCUUUAUCGACGUUGGUGAAGAUAUCGGGUCAAUUAUCACGAAGCAGUAUGCGGCUAAACGGUUUCAUCUGAGUUGGCCAGAGGCUGGUGUUAUUACUUCGGUAAAAAGCUUCACCCAACUAGGGUUAUGUCUUAUUGCUCUGCCUUUUGCUCAAAGGGUGAUGCGGCGAUCCAACGUCCCAGCUAUCACUCAGGAUGUAUGGAUCGCUCGGACUUGCGUGGUUGUUCUGGUCAUUGCUUAUUGUCUGGCUGGCUUUGCCGACAAUCUCAUCGUGUUUGUCACAGCAAUUGUUUUGUCUGCAGUCAACUUCUGUCUGAACCCGGCCCUCCGAAGUCUUCUUCUGACUAUGGCACAUAGCGCUGGUGCCGGCGCUGUACUUUCGGCUGUGGAAGUGCUGAACGCGAUAGCCGCUGUUGUUUCAGGGCCGGUCAUGGCUGCUGGCUUUCGCCUCGGAAUGGAGUGGGGCGGUAAAUGGCUUGGUCUACACUGGUUCAUAGCCAUGCUCAUACUGUUACCUGGUGCUCUCAUCGUGGUCUGUAUGCGGUUCAACAAUGUUGGCCGAAGACAAGACACUCCCGAAGAUAUUGAGGAAGCCUGA